Molecule: messenger RNA, 1573 nt
Organism: Schistosoma guineensis
Lineage: Eukaryota; Metazoa; Platyhelminthes; Trematoda; Strigeidida; Schistosomatidae
Source: the annotation of a GenBank genome assembly
ACUUCUUCUUAAACAUGCUGACUCACAUUCAAGAAACGUUUCAUCAAUAGGGGUCAAGAAUUUAAACCAAUCGUGCAUAAAUUUUAGUUCAUAUUUUCAAUUUCUAGAAGAAUAUUGAUUAGCGAUGAGUUCAUCUACCACCAUGAUUGGUUAUCAAUGAACUACUGGUCUUAUCAAAAUUGAUCUUCUCAAUGGUCACUUUAAAACAUCGAAUCAGAACGAAACAACAAGACACUGAAAAAGUCUAUAUUAACCUGGGAAGUUCUUUUAAAAUUUGAUUUACCACUUUGAAAAGGAAGAUGAAAUGCACAUUUUCAUUUAAUCUGUCAAUAACAAUUUACUUGAUCUUCGUGUUGCUUAACAAAUUCUUCGAAUGUCAAAAUAUUAGUGAAGAAAUAGUUCCACUGGAAGAAGAGUUCGUAAUUCAUCAAAAUGGUUCACAUCGAUAUUCUUUUCGAUUUGGUUAUUUACAGAAAAUUAGUCUUAAUCACUCACAUCCGGUUGUGAAUGGCAGUUUCAACAAAUUCACUGGUACUCAAAGUUUCACACCGGAAUUCCCGUUCAACUAUUUUGAUACUGAAGUCAAAAGAUUUGAUUUUUACUCUACUGGUAUAAUAAGUGUAUUCAAAGAAAUAUACUUCGGAUUGAUUAUGGGUCACCGUUCAUUGGAUUACAAUGCUGAAUAUGAGGUUUUGAAUAGCAAGGAAUUACUUGCUGCUAAGUGGUCUGUCAAAAGUGAAGAAAAGGAUGGUACACAGGUUACGUCCAAUGUAACUUGUCUGAUAUAUCCAGACGGGAAGAUAUCUUUUCAUUAUGACAAUAUUCCUACAAAAAUUGAUAAAAGUCAUUGGAAAGCGAAACUCGCCCAUGUGGACAAGCGUAAAGGAGAUUAUGAAUUUGUUGUUCCUGAUGAAUGGAUAAAAAGUGGCAUGUCGGUGGAGUUUGAAUACAUCGGGACCUAUUGUCCAAAAUACAAUUCGAGUGAGGCAUGCAACAACGCGUCAACAUUGACUACAACCUGUAUUUGGUGUGAAAGAACAAACACGUGCAUGGUUAUUACUGAUAAGGAUGCUCAGAGCUUGAAAGUGAAUGAUAGUCACGUUGAGGUUAGUACUUUCAAACCGGUCGAGAACCUCAUGGAAACUACUGAACGGACUGAUCAAUAUUCGGACAGUAAACAGAACGAAACACUUCAGUGCUUAUAUGUCUUGAUAACUUUGAUCAUCACCUCCUUUGUUUUAUGCAUCGGUUGUAUUUUGGGGAGAUGGUUGUAUAAAAGAAGAAAAUCAAUGAAUGGUUCUCAGUAACGACUUGAAAUGAGUCUCAGAAACGCUUAAUAACCCUUUUUUAUUAUUCUGAACGACUGUUUAUUUUCCUUAUUUCAAUAGAAAAUCUAUUAUUUAAUUAUUCAUUUUAAUGUGUUUGACAAUUUCAUUAUGUGACUAUGUAUAUCCCUAUUUUUGCUUACGUGCUAAGUGAUGUUAUCUUGUUGACAAAAUAUCAAGCAUGGUAUGUAAUGUUUGCCUGCUGGUUUUCAUAAAAUAUAAACCGCGAAUUUUCACCGGAGUUUCAC